Messenger RNA from Penicillium samsonianum, 435 nucleotides. RefSeq lists its product as uncharacterized. The transcript has 2 exons. Bases 1 to 435 code for a protein of 144 amino acids. Lineage: Eukaryota; Fungi; Ascomycota; Eurotiomycetes; Eurotiales; Aspergillaceae. The record is from RefSeq and is a predicted model, not a curated record.
AUGCGCUUUUUCUCCCUCGCUAUCUUGAGUCUGGCCUCUGUCGCCGUCGCCGAUCUCAAAACCUGGAACGACGUGGUGGGCGACGUGCCCCAGUGCAUCAAGACUUGUCUUAACGACUUCUACAACACCGCCGGCCUCAAGGACAAGUGUGGAAGCGCUGAUAAAGCCAAUGUUGACUGUCUCUGUGGCGUUGGGGGUUCAGUUUCGGAUUACCAGGACGAUGCCUCGCACCUGAGCACAUGUAUCCAAGAUGGCUGCGACACCAAUGAAAUCAUGGACGCUUCUACAAAGCUCGAGGGUUUCAUGCAGCGAUUCGAGAGCCUCGAUAAUCAGUGCGCUAAGAAAGGCUCCUCCAACGGUGCUAGCUCGGUGGUCCCAGGAUUUAAUGUAAUGCUCGCUUCUGGGGCUCUGCUUCUGGUGGGCGCGGCCCUUUGA